Messenger RNA from Solenopsis invicta (red fire ant), 2974 nucleotides. Its product is annotated as organic cation transporter protein. The record is from RefSeq and is a predicted model, not a curated record. NCBI's taxonomy places the organism in Eukaryota, Metazoa, Arthropoda, Insecta, Hymenoptera, Formicidae. Gene Ontology annotation, molecular function: transmembrane transporter activity. The transcript has 8 exons. The coding region runs from base 627 to 2750 and encodes 707 amino acids. Gene Ontology annotation, biological process: transmembrane transport. Gene Ontology annotation, cellular component: membrane.
AAUGGUUACGUCAGCGUGAAAUAUUGAUCAUUAUUGGCAGAAGAUAGUUUAUUCCUCAUAUACGUAUUGCAUGCCGAUAUAGGUAGGUACAUGCCGUCAGGUAUUGGAACAAUAGUCCUCUUCUGAUUCACCCGCCAUUCGGUUUCCUCCUUUACGCCUCACAUCCUGCAAGAGAGACGAUUCCGAUCCUCUCUCUGUCAGUGCACGCUUUACCUUCGUGCAUGACACUUUGUUUGAACCUCGCGUCGUAUUCCGCUCCGGCACUCCGUUUUAUAUAAAAACCAACAAUUUCUUAAACCACUUAUUCUCCCAAACUUUUAUAAACUAACUAACAGUUCUUCAAUUUUUUUAUAUAAAUUAUUAAUUUUAGUUCAAUAUUUAAAAAAAAGGGGGGGAACCAUUUCGCCAAUAUGUUACAAAUAGAACGAAUAUUCGAUACGAACGGGAGAGACGUUGGGCUAAUUUUUUCUUUAAAAAUUGCUAGUCCAAUUUUUAUAUAAAGGAAUAAAUGGAUGUGAUUGUAUAAACCAGAGACUUAAAAUUACGGUGCGUGUCGCGCUUUUGACAGGCAGAGUUUCGAUCGUUGGGUUAUCAGGGGUUGAUGUGGAGAGAUCGUUGCUCACACGAUGAAUGCGGAGGAAGCUAAAGUGGGCUGCUUUCAAAUGGUGUUAGUGUUGCUACUCGGAAUAAACUAUGUCAUCGUCGCCAUGAGUCACGCGUUACCAAUUUUUUAUAAUUAUACACCAAAAUUUUAUUGUCAGACAAAAAAUUCAACUAAUAAAAAUUAUGGCUGUCAAACUACGGCAAAUUCAUCGAUCCUGACCAAUUUAACUUUUACAUCAUCAAAAGUGCCAGUGCUUACGUCCUGUUCUGGCGAAUACCGCUUCGUGACGGAGUUUAUGGAAAACAGCGUAGUCACCGAAUGGGGUUUAGUGUGCGAGAAACGAUAUCUAUCUCUUCUCGGGCCGACCGUUUAUUACACAGGGAUACUUCUGGGUGCAUGGAUCACUGGAAUUCUAAUUGAUCGUAUCGGUAGACUUCCAGUACAGGCGAUAUGCCUUUACGCGCAAGGUACAAUGGCAGUCGCACUCUAUAUUGUGCAGAGCUAUCCUGCGUUUCUGGCACUACGUGGUCUUCAAGGAGUUUUCGUUCAAGGCUUGCAGAAUUCCACGUAUAUUCUCUCCCUGGAACUAUUUCCAGCGCGAUCUCGAACUGUCGUCGCUUUGAUUAUGCAGAUUUCCUGGUCGAUCGGUCUCAUACUGCUCGCAGUACUCAGCUACAUGAUUCCCGAUUGGCGAAUUUUACAGUUGGCUGUUUCCGUACCCACCGCGAUCACCGUGCUUUACAUUUGGAUUAUAUCGGAAUCGCCGAGAUGGCUAUUGGCUAAAGGAAAAUUAACAGAAGCCGAUAUAGCGCUUGAAAGAAUCGCAGUAUACAACAGCUGUUGCAUUGGAUUGCGAACGAAGAAUAUUCCUGCGGAAGAAGCAUGCGUGAAAAGUAACACAACACCGAUAAAACCGGAGAGGAAGUCGCGUGUCAUCAGCGUCUCCAGCGAACUUGAGAAAGCGAGGGCUGACGAAAGUCAACAAGAAGAAACUACGAACUUGUUAAACAAAUCGGAACCAACCGAGCAAAAAAAGACAACUGUAGAAGCCAAUUCGACCGACCCGGAAAACAAAAUUUCCAAUGUAGAGUCACGUCGAGAGACGUCAAGUUCGGCAAAACAUUUUGACGAGAGGCACCUGCCUUCGAGCUCAAAAUGGCGUGACCCAAAAUUAAAAAUAAUGACACAAUCGGAAUGCGAUCAGAAGAAUUCUACGAAAGGCACGGAGGAUCAAGUAGUAUUGCGUAGAAUAAAGAAAGAAAAAACGUGCGAAAAUGAAAAGGAAAUGAGAGCUAGCGUCAAGAAACAGACCGCGAACAAAAUAAAUUCAACAUUCAAGAAUGCAGUCGAAUCGUCGAUAUUGAGGAAGCAUGGCGCUAUAAUGAUUUGUCAAUGGUGGACGUGUGCGAUAGCGUGGAGCAUACUUGAAAUUGAUGAUCUGACGCCAAGUUUUCCGGCGCAGUUUAACAGGCACAUCACGUUUGCCCUGAGUGCAGCUCUCGAAAUGGCGACAUACACAUUUGCGUACUUUGUAUUAUCUAGAUACGGUAGACGGCUGCCAAUGUGCACAUACCAGUCCGUCAAUGGCAUAGUUUGUAUUUUAAUUGCGGUUUUCUUCAUUUUAACCACUGCCACUACACUGCCGAUGCCGUUAUUAAGUAUAUUAAAUCUCGCAAAAACGAUAAUGUUGCUGUUUGGCAGAGUGAGUGUCACGAGUACCCUUUCUAUCGCCUACUUGUAUACCGUUGAAAUAUUCCCAACGGUGAUACGAGGUAGCUGUUUAGGCUUAUGCGUGGUGUUUGCAAAAAUAGGUAGCCUAAGCAUGCCGUAUUUACUUUUAUUGAAGCAACAUAUGUCACUUCCGAUACCAUUACUAGUCACUGGAAUGUUAUGCCUCGUCUCUGGUGGACUGGCUCUGAUUUUACCGGAGACUCUGAAUAAAAUUCUACCAGACCAAGUGAUGGAUGUGGUAAAUGUAAUCAGCGACAAUAAUUGCAAGAGUGAAAGUGUCAAUGUAGAAAAUGGCGUGAAGGAAGAAGAUUUGACAGAGAGGCAAAUUCUGAGGGAGAAACUCUUUUCAGAAGACUGGGUCGAUGCUGGUAACGGGAUUCUGGUAAAUUUCACGGAAAAUAAAAAUGCCGAGUAAUUUAUAAAAUAAAAUGACUUUAUAUUAAAAUUAUUAGUAUUUAAUGGACAUCUUCGCUCCACUUUAUUCAUACAAAGUUCCACGUGCUCCAAUUGCCGAUGUAAAAGAUUUAAAAGACUAAUUUACUUGUGAUAUUCAUUUAUUAAAUGAAUAUUAUACAUAUGUUUAUAAAAAAAUAUCAUGCUGUAUGUAAAAUGGAAAUAUAAAUCAGAUAAAUUAUCAUA